UCAAGGAUGGUGGGAUAGGGAGAAGCCACAAGGGACCACUCCCAAUGGCUCAGGUUCAGGCAGCAUGAUGGUGAUGACAGGUUCACUUUAAAGACCCCUUUCAGAUGUUAGUAGCUUAAAGUGCAGUUGUUAAUGUCUCCUUAGGGCCACUUUUACAGUGCAGCAUUGUGCUCCUUAGUGGAUCAGUAUUUGUCAAAAAUCAAAACUAGAAGUUGAACCUACAGACAGAGAAAAUGGUAAUGGUAAGAUUUGUAUCACUUCUGUGUUUCCAAUCUAUUCCCGUUUCUGUUUACAAAUACAUAUAAUAUAAACCAAAAUACUGCAAUGUUUCCCAGAAGGAAAAAGUGAAUUAAGCAUUUUCUAUAAUUGCGCCUUUAGGUUUCGACUGCACCUACAGAAUAUAACAUCUUUUUUAAGCCUAUGCAAUGUUCCUUUUAGCCAAGACAGUCAGUAACAGAUCAGAUCACUGUUAUGUUGCUACACUGCUCUGUACUUUCAGUUCACUGACUCAACUUCAUUUCAACCACCGGAAACCCAAGUUUUUUAAGCAGAGGUUUUGUUAGCAUCAGAGAAAGAGGAAUCGAGCAGAGCGAAGGGAGGAGAGCUGAGAGCUGGGGCUGAGAAGGUUCCUCUUGCUCAGCCUGUCAGGGCCUAAGGUCCAGCCUGGGUGGGUGGGGAGUGCGGUGAAGGGGGUGCAUGGAGGACGACAUCUGGCUUCCCUUCCUGUAGAGAAGUCCUAGGGCUGGGCAGCGUAUCCUGGGGACAGGCUCACCAUGGAAGAUGGUGUGAAAGAAAGCAACAUUCCUCCCCCAGAAUCUAAAGAGAUCCACAAAGCUGGCUGGUUGAAGAAAAGUAGCGGAGUGUGGGGACUGUGGAAAGAUCGCUAUAUUCAGAUACUGAAAACCCAGAUACACGUUUUUGACAAUGAGGAUGAGCAGAGGUGUCUGGAGACACUGGAGCUUGCAAAUUAUGAGCGGUGCCAAGACCAAAGAAGCUUCCUCAAACGAAAAAAGCAUUUUAAUUUAAUCCCGUCUCCAGGCACCAAGGUGCAAGAUGUAAAAUUCCAAGCUAGAAAUGCAGAAGAAAGAGAUGUGUGGAUCCAGGCUCUAAAUGAUGGAAUAAACAGAGGCAAAAACAAAGUCUUUGAUGAGGUUAAAGUAGACCCCAAAUGUUCACUAGAGCAUGUUACUCGGGAUCGUGUGAAGGUUGGAGCUACAAAGAGAAGACCCCCCACUAGAAUUCAUCUUAAAGAGGUGGCAGAUGCGUCUGCUGAUGACUCCCUUAGACUUGGCCUGGAAGCUUUAGACACUGGAAUUUUAACAAUAGUCCCCCCUAUCCCUAAAGAAAAGGAUGAGGAGCUAAAACCCCAGAAGGAACCAGUAAAGAUUCCAAUGCCACCCACAACGCAAAACAAUCUUCAAAUUACAGAGAUCCCUAAAGAAAAGGAUGAGGAGCUAAAACCCCAGAAGGAACCAGUAAAGAUUCCAAUGCCACCCACAACGCAAAACAAUCUUCAAAUUAAAGAGAUCCCUAAAGAAAAGGAUGAGGAGCUUAAACCUCAGAAGGAACCAGUAAAGAUUCCAAUGCCACCCACAACGCAAAACAACCUUCAAAUUAAAGAGCCUUCUACUUCUGAAACAACAGAUAGUAAAGUUCAAGUUCCUCAUGCGCCAUCUCCACCACCCAAAAUCUUGAAAGAAAAUGUUUAUGCUCGUGAAAAACUUCUGUCUACAAAUACAGAGACAGAUAUGGAAAAGAAGUCAGACCCUGAGACUUCUAAUACUCUAAGUGAAGAAAAUGGAAGUAAAGAAGUAAGUUCUCCACCAAAACCCCCACCAAAAAUUCUGUCAGAAAAAAUGAAGAUUAAAUGGAUCGGGUCCGCUUCAGACUUGAUGGAAAAGGACAGAUCAGCUGAAAAAGGAAGCAAAGAGAACCUGGUGGACUUUGAUGAUACAGAAAAGGCAGAAAAGAUAAGUCCUUGGCAAACAAUAAUAUCUAAUGAUAUAAAAAUAGAAGAGGAGGGUCUACAUGACAAAAAUGAAAUGGAGUCAAGUGAUGUGGAUGAUGAACAACAUGAUACAGAUGAAGCGCAGAAUGAUAGGACAACUGAAGAUGCAGAGGAAGAAGAAAAGGACAUACUGGGUGAGAGGGACAUAAUGACAGACAAUGCUCAAGAAUCAUCAGCUAAGUCUCUUCAUCUGACUGAUACAAGUAUGUCUCCGAGAUUGUUGAACAAAACACAAGAAAAACCAAUCCCAGCAGAAAGGCAUUUCAUUGAGAGAAAACCCAAGGCAUCCUCUAUGGGAGACCUAUUGUCUGAUAGCAGUUUAGACUUUGGAAGCAAAAAGAGUGGAUCUAUGUUACAUCUAAAUAAGGACCGACUAAACAAAGUGGAGAUGAAGCUGGCAUGUGGCAGGCAGAGAGCAGAAACGCUCUUAAACCAGGUUUUAAAUGGGCAACAUGGAAAUACAGAAGAGGGCAAUGGGCUGGAUGUUAACUCUGCAACACUUCUAAAUGAGGUGAUGAGAGACCUUCAAGAAGCUUCUGAGGCAUUGAAGGAGAUCAAGACACCCCAAAAUACAAUGCCAGAGGGAGUGACUGAUAAACAGAAAGAGAAUCAGAAGGAUUUACUUGCACUCCACAGGAGAACUGUUCAUUUCUAGCACUUGUUGGAAAGUAAAAAUACUUGUAGAUAGUAUACAGCACAAAUCGCUUCAGCACUUUAUCUAUAAUCAGUCUCUAUUUGCACCUUGAGGACUAUAUAAGCAAAUGCUCCUACCCUUCAAGCAACAUCUAGUUGAUAUACAAUGGAUCUGUCUUUGUUACUUUUCUAAAUAUCUAAUUUAAAUGAAUCCCAAAUGUUUCUUUAAAUAAUAUAUAAAGAAUACGGUAUAUGAGCUUUAGAUGUGUAAUUGGGAUAAAAAAAAAAACACAAAAUAAACUUUAAAUACAAUUAUAACAAUGUAUAAGGCUUCAUCGACCAUCCAGUGCCAUAACAGAUAUGAUGGAUUCAUUAUGAUUUCUUGAUCUUUUCAUUGUUUUUUUUUACUUUAUGCAAUACUGUAAAAUAAUAAGUGUGAACAAAACCUAUAAUGACAACAUUGCAUAAUCUAGAACACAAACAAAAAUCUGUAUUUAAAGGCUCUCUGCACAUAAGAUCAUUCAAGGCAAGUUAGUUAUUUUCCUUGUCCCUAUAUUGUCCUUGAUAGCUGAAGAUCCAGUAUUUAUACACUGUAGGCAGUAUAAGAGCUAUCCGUGCCUACUAGCCUCAUUGAGGUUGUCAUACGUUCUGUAUAAAAUAUAACUAUUCAUGUACAACUAUAAUAAGAGAAAAUAUGAAUAUAAAGCUGGAGUUUUAUUUAUUUGAUUACUAAAAGUGUUUUUAAUGUACCAUAUUUUUCGCCGUAUAAGACGCACUUUUUCUUCCCCAUAACUGGGGGGGGGGGGGAAAGUUGGUGCGUCUUAUAUGGCGAAUACACAUUAAAACCCUGUCCUAUUGCGGCGGUCCCUGCGGCCAUCAAUGGCCGGGACCUGCGGCUAAUACAGGACAUCACCGAUCGCGGUGAUGCCCUGUAUUAACCCUUCAGAUGCGGCGAUCAAAGCUGACCGCCGCAUCUGAAGUGAAAGUGACACUAACCCGGCUGCACCGGGUGGGACCUUACCUCCUCGGUGUCUGCUCCGUGCCGGGAUCCCCUGCAUGGCCGGCGCUCUCCUUCGUCAUCAUCACAUCGACACGCACGCCGUCCCAUCAUCCAAUAGGAGCGGCAUGCGUAACGACGUGAUGGCGGCGACGGAGGGCGAGGAUACUGGGCAGCAGAGACGUUCCGGAGCUACGGGGACACCCCGGGGACACGGCGACAGCGAUGGAGGGCGACAUCCAGGGUAGCGGUGACGAAUGUUGAUGGGUCCGGAGCGGUGGGGACACGU
Molecule: messenger RNA, 3927 nt
Organism: Hyla sarda
Lineage: Eukaryota; Metazoa; Chordata; Amphibia; Anura; Hylidae
Gene: PLEKHO2
Product: pleckstrin homology domain containing O2
Exons: 6
Coding region: 774-2663 (629 amino acids)
Biological process (GO): macrophage apoptotic process
Source: RefSeq, a predicted model, not a curated record